This is a messenger RNA of Drosophila mojavensis, 1880 nucleotides long. Its product is annotated as putative inorganic phosphate cotransporter. Gene Ontology annotation, molecular function: transmembrane transporter activity. The transcript has 6 exons. The record is from RefSeq and is a predicted model, not a curated record. Bases 92 to 1525 code for a protein of 477 amino acids. NCBI's taxonomy places the organism in Eukaryota, Metazoa, Arthropoda, Insecta, Diptera, Drosophilidae. Gene Ontology annotation, biological process: monoatomic anion transport; transmembrane transport.
UUUAUAUAUAAAUAUAAAGACAAAAUUAUCAAUAAGUUCAAAAUUUCUUGUUUUUUUUUAUUGAAAAAUGAACUAUAUUCUUAACGCUUAAAUGGAUAAGGAAGAUACAAGACCUGAAUGGGGACGCAAGUGCGGCGAGGGCUGCUUGGUCCCGCAACGCAUUGCUGUGGCUCUGAUGGGAUUUUUGGCGUUACUGUUCGCGUAUACGAAUCGUGUUUCAUUAUCCCAUGUAAUCGUCGAACUGGUUGUGCCUAAGCUUCGAUCGAAUUCUACAAAAGGAGCGGUAUGUCCGGGUGACAAAUCACUUUCCCAAUCCCAUGCAGCGGAUUACACAGGCAGAUACAAAUGGUCUGAGGAAUUGCAAGGGUUUAUUUUGGGUAGCUUCUAUAUCGGGUACAUAAUAACCCAUCUGCCUGGUGGCGUACUAGCUGACAGAUUCGGAGCGAAAUGGGUCUUAGCCACCGGCAUGCUAAUAUCCGCCCUUUCCACUUGCCUAACGCCAGUCGCAAUCAUUUAUGGCCACCAAUGGGGCUUGAUUGCCGUGCGUAUCAUAAUGGGACUCGCGCAAGGACCCCUCUUUCCAGCUAUGACCACUCUGCUCUCCCAUUGGGUGCCCAAAAAAGAGCGUGGCACGUUGGGCACUAUCUGCUACAGCGGCGUGACCGCAGGAACGGUCACUAGCAACCUUGGCUCCGGCUUCAUGCUGCAUUAUAUGCACUGGCCUGCAUGCCUUUACAUUUUUGGUUCUUUAACAAUUCUUUGGGUAAUACUUUUCCUCAUACUUUGCUACAGCACUGCCAGCUCACAUCCAUGGAUCCGAACGAAGGAGAAGGCUUACCUAGAAGAGCAAAUACCAAUGAAAACUGAAAAGCCGCCGAUACCCUGGAAAAAGCUGUUACUUAACAAGCCAUUGGCGGCAACGAUUGUAGCUCAGAUUGGACACGAUUGGGGCUACUAUGUUAUGAUCACCUGCCUACCCAAGUUUAUGGCAGACGUGCUUGGGGUGUCCAUACGUUCAAAUGGCAUCAUGACCUCUCUGCCUUUCGUUGCGAUGUUUAUUAGCUCGAUUAGUUGUGGCUUUUUAACCGAUUGGCUAAUACGCACAAACAGAAUGUCUAUUAACUUGGAACGAAAAUUGUUUAACUUUAUUGGUGCCAUUGGACCAGGAGGCUUAACUGUCGCAGCGUCGUACGCUGGCUGCGACGUCUAUGUAGUGGUUGCACUCUUUGUUUUGGCUAUGUUUACAAUGGGUGCAUACUAUGUGGGCCAAAAGCUCUCGCCAAUGGAUAUGUCUCCAACUUUCUCGGGCACAAUCACUGCCAUCUGUAACGGGCUUGGUUCUUUGGCUGGCAUGGCAGCCCCCCCUAUUGUUGGAUUAAUGACACCCCAAACGACAGUAGCUCAAUGGCAUGGCGUAUUCUGGCUGGGCUUUGCUAUAUUGGUUUUGUCAGCAAUCGUAUUUUGGAUUUGGGGCACAGCCGAGGUACAGUCGUACGAUCCCAAUGCCCCAGCGAAAACAGCCUAACUAAAAGAAUGACAGCACUCCAUGAAAACACUAUAUCAGUAUAUUACUGACGAAGAGAGAGUUAGAAAGAAAUUAUUGAUGUGAACCUAUUUGUAUGCGCGUAUAUGGGACUACAAAGAUUUUUAUUUCCAAAGGUGGAGAGGAAAAUGUAUUAAUGAAGCAUAUUAGUUCUCCAUCUUCUGGCAUUAACCGUUUGGUAGAACUAUCAUGCAAGACAUUUCUAUGCAAUUAUCGGAAUUCAAUUAGUUUAAGAACCUGUAUUAUAAAUCGUACCUCUUUAUGUCAAGAAAGAAUUUUAAAACAUGUUCUUAUACAGUGCUUAUCAUAAUUAUAGCCCACUUUUAAUCCACUUAAA